UAAUAUUUACAGUGUUGCUAGAUUAUUAUUAUACAGAAUUCUUGAUCUUUUGAAAGUGGCUUAUUGUUAUUAGUAUAAUUAUACAGUGUUAGUUCUCUUAACAUGAGGAACACACAACUUGGUAGUGAGGGGAACUGGAAGACGCUGUAUGGAAAGGACAUAACUGCCAUCAAAAAGUUCAAACGAAAAGGUCGAGAUCCAGUCAAACACGUCAACGGACUUAAAAGUUUUAAACAUGGCGCUACAAUGGUUGAGGCUUCAACCAGGCAAUUGAUGGAAGACACGAGCAGAAAUAAGAGUUUUGAAAGGUUGCAGGAUCGGGGCAGAGUGGCAUCUGAUGUGGAUCGCCUCGCGCACCCAAGAAGAAACUCUAACAGAGCUAUCGAUAUGAGGAUUAGCUCUUUAUCUUCUAUGACGGGACAUAUCGCGACUCCCCGGUCCCAGCGAUCGUCCCCUGCCCCAGCAACAGACACCUUCACAAACACGUCGCCGCAGGUCACCAGCUUUGACCAUCCACAGCCGUUUGCGGUAGACCACCCGCUCCACUCGCGGAUUGUAUUGUGUCAGCGGUCAUCCGAGAGAUCUUUCUCUUCCGUCCCCCAGGCGUCUUACAUCAAUAACAGCGAGCAGGCGGCAUCGCCUAGGAAACGGCUGGGAGAAACGUCUGGCGUCGUCACUGAGAUCAAAGCCAUUCAGCAGACACGGAGGCUGCUAGCAAAUGCCAGAGAGAGGACCCGUGUGCAUACCAUCAGUGCCGCCUUUGAGGCGCUGAGGAAGCAGGUACCAUGCUACUCCUAUGGGCAGAAGCUGUCCAAACUGGCCAUCCUGCGGAUCGCUUGUAACUACAUCCUGUCCCUUGCCCAGCUGGCCGAGUUGGACUACACGCCAGACCACAGCAAUAUGAGCUUCACCGAAUGCGUGGAGCAGUGCACUCGGACCCUGCAGGCGGAAGGCCGCUCCAAGAAGAGGAAGGAGUAGGACAAGGAAUUUCCACAGCCUCUGCCAGCCCCAGAUCAGUGAAAGAUCUCUGGCUACCAGUCUCAGAUCAGUGAAAGAUCUCUAUUUACCAGCCCCAGAUCAGUGACCGACCUCCAUAUACCAGCCCCAGACCAGUGAAAGACCUCCACCUACCAAUCUCAGAUCAGUGAAAGACCUCCAUCUACCAGCCCCAGAUCAGUGAACAGCAGAGUUCCACUUAGAUCUUCUGUCCAGGACCGAUGGAGGGCAAAUGUCUUGUUCCAAUCAUGAUUGCCAAGUUCUUCCUUGCCAAGGACUUUCCAGACUGUUCCAACUAAUCCAGACUCUUCCAGACUGAAGUGUAGAGAUGUGUGAAAGAGAAUACAAUCUUACCAUACCUAGAAUGCAAUUUCUAUUAGCGCUCAGUAUUCUUUUUUCCUUAAUAAAAAUAUUUUGUCUGCUAUUUUCUUUAUUUUUCCAUAGAGCAUUAAGACGGGGAGCGAUGUUUGUGACUCCACUGUUCAAGUCUUCAUAGUAUCUGGUCCUAUGUACCAAUAUGGUACUAGCCAAGUGAAUGCUUCAGCACAGACAUUACCAAAUGAGCCCAGAGCACCAUUUUACUUUCUAUACCCUAUAUAAGAUGUUGUAUCUGAGAGUUUCUCUGAACUUACUGCAGGUUUUGAUUUACUUUUUGGAGGACUUAUUGGGCCAAUUUUGUAAUCUCAGCAGUGUAGUUUGCUUUUUUAAUCUGUAGAUUUAUUUAUUAGUUCUGGCUUUUAUGACUGCCCAUUGGUGUUGACUGUACACUAUGUAAAGCGUGAAGAUUUAAAUAAAACAUAGACUGCU
Molecule: messenger RNA, 1803 nt
Organism: Megalops cyprinoides (Indo-Pacific tarpon)
Lineage: Eukaryota; Metazoa; Chordata; Actinopteri; Elopiformes; Megalopidae
Gene: atoh8
Product: atonal bHLH transcription factor 8
Exons: 3
Coding region: 103-978 (291 amino acids)
Molecular function (GO): protein dimerization activity; DNA-binding transcription factor activity
Source: RefSeq, a predicted model, not a curated record